Didymodactylos carnosus is the source of this 2795-nucleotide messenger RNA. The record is from the annotation of a GenBank genome assembly. NCBI's taxonomy places the organism in Eukaryota, Metazoa, Rotifera, Eurotatoria, Philodinida, Philodinidae.
AUCUGCAUCAGAUCUUUGGUCAAAUCUUGGCACAUCUGCAAUGCAGAUCUGCUUCAAAUCUGCAGAAUCCCUUUGCAGAAUCUGCAAAGAUUUUUCCAGAUUUAUGUUGCAGAAAAAUCACCUGGGCUGACUACUAGUAUGAAUAUUUGCAUAAAUGCAUUGUUUCAAGGCUUGGCAUAAUGCAUUUCGUAAUAUGCACUAUAAUAUGGGUGUAGCAUAUACCUAGAUUCUACAUCUUAUUGGUACUGCAUGACAUAGUAUCACGUUGACUCAAAUUUUGGGCGUUUACUUAAAACUGGAAGGAUGGAAGACAUAAUUCAUCGAAAAGAAAUUUUUCAACCAAUCCUAAGUCUAGCCUACAAUCCAUUUCAUCCUAGUCUUCCAGUUUUUAGUAAUGAUCAUAAAGGUUCAAACUUUAUAUUAUUGAUAAAUAUUGAUAUUCAAAAAAUUCAAGUGUUCUGUGGCGACUCGUCGUCUAUGCAGGAGAAACCAGUUUAUAUCAGUUCCUUACUUAGCCAAUAAACGUUUCAAGAUGGCUGACGCAUAGCAACUUUUGUUAAAUAUGUCAUAUUGAUUAAUUGUGUCAAGUAUAUACAAUAAGAAUGUCGAGUUUUUCCAAGUGCAUUUAUUUAAAAGCUAUAAUAUAGUGAUCAUUCAAUGUAUCAAUAACAAUUUUUUUUUUACUUGUUUUUUCUGAGACAUAGUUGUUUAUAUUUGACUAUUGUUUAUUUAUAUUGCACACAGUAUCUCUUGAUUUUCUUUCACUAGCAAUUAGACUAUCAUUGUUUCAUUUUGUGGGAAGCAAAUAUUCAUCAUACGAAUUUGUCCCAAACUUAUGUCGUUUCAUUAGUAUUCAUAGGUUCAUGAACUUAAAAUAAGUACGUAUCGACUAAAGCAAAUAUAGCUUAACCGCAUUGAUCUUUGGUAAUACUAAACUUGAAAUUACAUUAAGACAAACUUAAGUAAUAGCGAAGAAGAUUUUUGAUGAAAUGCUAAAGAUCACAUCGACAUUGAAAUGUUUCAUUCAGAAUAUUGAUGAAACGUAAAACGUUUCAUCAAUAUCACUUUUUACGUUUUUGUUCACGUUUUACUUGUUGAUGUGAGUAGAAUAUGUACAGAGAAGAUAAGACUAAAUACUAAUAAUAUUGAAUGACAGACUCUAUUCUCGAUAUUAAUGAACAAUUCUGCACUCUGACCAAUAUUCUACUUGUUUCUUAUGAUAUGGAAAGUUUGUUCGCUAACAGUUCAGUUUACUGUUUUGUUAUUAUCUGUAGUUUAAAAAUGAACAUUUACUCAUUGUUUUCUGUUCCCUUUAAACUGAAAUAUUAGUGUAUGAGAUAAGAAUUUAUGUUAUAACUUGUUAUUUGAUUUUUUGUUAUUGUUUUUUAUUUGAUAUUUGUCCUCUUCAAAUUGUAUAAUUGUUUUAGAUAACAAUGAGUAGCGAUCGUAAUACUCGUUCUCGAUCUCCAAGAUCUCGUCGUCGAUUUUUAGUAAAAUUAAGAGGAUUACCUUAUUCAGCAACGAAAAAUGAUGUUCACAAAUUUCUUAAACCUUGUCAUAUACUGGAUGGUGACGAUGGUAUUCAUAUGCUGAAAACUAAAAAUGGACGAUCAUCUGGAGAAUGUUUUGUUGAUUUAGAAUCGGAUGAAGAUGUUCGAAUUGCAUUACUAAAGUCCAAAAACCAUAUGGGAAAUAGAUAUAUCGAAAUAUUUCGUGCUAAAAAUGCUGAAUACAAUUUUUAUAUUAAGCAUAAUGGGAUAAUAUCAUGGCGAGAACCUGUUGUUCGUAUGCGUGGUUUACCUUAUCGAUGUUCAACACUGGAUAUUCAAGAACUCUUUGAUGGCAUUGAUAUAUCAAAAAAUGGUGUGUAUAUUGUACGUGAUUCUGAAGAACAAGCUACAGGAGAUGGUUUUGUCGCCUUCACAAAUAUGGAUAAUGCAUAUGAAGCGAUGGACAUAAAUCGAAAACAAAUUGGACACAGACUUGGGAAAGGGUGCGGGCGGACGGGGAUUAAAAUUAACACAAAAGGUGGAGAAGUUAACAUAUUGGGUGUUGAUCGAGGUAGUCUUAACGUGAUAUAUAUUGAAAUUUAUCCAAGUACAUACGAAGAAGCUCGACAACGAAUUGUUAAAGAUGCUGGCUCAAAUUCAUCAAGAUUUAAGGGGGCAAAACAUUUUCUAAGAAGAGAAAAUGAAAGAAGUGAAAGAAGAUCGAGAACAAGCUCAAGAGCAAGAAGCCAAGAUCGUCAAGGACGUCGAACUUCGUCACCACGAAUACGUAACAAUAAUCGUCGAAGUCCACCCCAUAAAAGUCGCAGUCGUAGUCCACUACAUAAAAGUCGUAGUCGUAGUCCAUUACAUAAAAGUCGUAGUCGUAGUCCAGAUCGUCGCCGUUCAUUGUCUCGUUCACCUCGAAAAUAUGCUGUUAAAAUGCGUGGUUUACCAUUUCGUGUCACUGAAAAUGAUAUUAGAAAAUUUUUUUCUUCAUUAUGUGAACCAUCAUCCAUUGAUAUAUUUCGUGAUCGUGAAACAAAUCGUCCAAAUGGUGAUGCGUUAGCUUAUUUUAACACAGAGAAUGAUGCACAAGAAGCAUUAAAAUUUGAUCAAAAAUAUAUUGGUAAUCGUUAUGUCGAAUUAUACUUGGAUUCAUCUCGUGCAUUCCGUGAUAACGGUUAUAGACGUAGUAGAUCACCACAAUCACUAAGGCGAAAUCGAAAUCAAAAUAGAUCACGAUCACGAUCACAUAGUCAUACAAGACGAUCAAGAAGAUAUCGAUCAAAAUCAAGUAGUAAAUAA